AUGGGGACCACCGAGACGCCGUCGGAGCCCUCGGAGCUGGAGCUGGACGACGUGGUGAUCACCAACCCCCACAUCGAGGCCAUCCUGGACAACGAGGACUGGGUCGAGGACGCCUCGUACGGGGGGGUCACACCCCCCCGUGCUGUCCCCUGUCCCGACGGACAGUCUGAGUGUCCCGACAAUGCCACCUGCUGCGUGACGGCCAGCGGCGCCUGGGGGUGCUGCCCCAUGCCCCAGGCCUCGUGCUGUGCUGACAAGGUGCACUGCUGUCCCCACGCCACCGUCUGCGACCUGGCCCACGGGCGCUGCCUGUCACCCGCCGGUGAUGUCCCCCUGGGCACCCCGUUCCCCGCCUGGAAGCGCCAGCCCCCGGCGCCAGCAGUCGCACUGCACCACGUGCUGUGCCCCGACGGCCGCUCGGCGUGUCCCGACGGUGCUACCUGCUGCCAGCUGCCCUCGGCGCGGUACGGCUGCUGUCCCCUGCAAAACGUGACUCGUGACGUGAAGUGUGAUGAGGAGACGAGCUGCCCCGACGGGAGCACGUGCUGCCGGCUCAGCUCGGGGGCCUGGGGCUGCUGCCCGCUGGAGGAGGCCGUCUGCUGCCCCGACCACGUGCACUGCUGCCCCCAGGGCUACACCUGCGACCCGGAGGGGAGCAGCUGCCUGCAGGAGGGGGGGCACCGCCGGCCCUGGCUGCAGAAGACCCCGGCGCUGGCCCGGGGCGGGGACGUGAAGUGCGACGAGGAGACGAGCUGCCCCGACGGGAGCACGUGCUGCCGUCUGAGCUUGGGGACCUGGGGGUGCUGCCCGCUGGAGCAGGUUUGGGGGGGCCCUGCCCACGGGGAGAGGGGGUCCCCGUAG
This is a messenger RNA of Aptenodytes forsteri (emperor penguin), 861 nucleotides long. It is a transcript of the gene GRN, whose product is annotated as granulin precursor. The coding region runs from base 1 to 861 and encodes 286 amino acids. Lineage: Eukaryota; Metazoa; Chordata; Aves; Sphenisciformes; Spheniscidae. The transcript is spliced from 8 exons. Gene Ontology annotation, cellular component: extracellular region. The record is from RefSeq and is a predicted model, not a curated record.